Messenger RNA from Aspergillus fijiensis CBS 313.89, 970 nucleotides. Its product is annotated as Eukaryotic translation initiation factor eIF-5A. The record is from RefSeq and is a predicted model, not a curated record. The coding region runs from base 430 to 849 and encodes 139 amino acids. Gene Ontology annotation, molecular function: RNA binding; translation elongation factor activity; ribosome binding. Lineage: Eukaryota; Fungi; Ascomycota; Eurotiomycetes; Eurotiales; Aspergillaceae. Gene Ontology annotation, biological process: positive regulation of translational elongation; positive regulation of translational termination. The transcript is spliced from 3 exons.
CAUUUUUCUCUCCUUCUCCUCCUCCUCACUCCUCAGCGUCCUUUUUCCUUCCACUCUCUCUCUUCAGGUUUUCCUUGCAUUUACCUUCAAAUCCAUCACCAUGUCUGACGAGGUACGUUAUGCCAGCAUUACUAUGCUCUGAUUGCCGACACCCAAUCCGGCAUCUUCCAUUGUUGCAUCACUGCAACUGCUGGGCUUCUGGGCUCCUGGGCUCCUGGGCUUCUGGAAGCCUUGCUUGCAUCGUGCACACCUUUCCCACCCCCACCUAUAUGUCCAUUUGUUCCUGCAGGCAAUGCAUGAUAUCUUCCGUCUCUUGAUUAUACAUGGUCGCCGUCAUGCCUAUCAUUGAUCUAUUAUUGACUGACCGCCGUUCUACAGCACCACGAGACCUUCGAGUCCGCCGAUGCCGGCGCCUCGACCACCUACCCCAUGCAGUGCUCUGCUCUGCGCAAGAACGGUCACGUUGUCAUCAAGGGUCGCCCCUGCAAGAUCGUCGACAUGUCCACCUCCAAGACUGGCAAGCACGGUCACGCCAAGGUCCACCUUGUCGCCCUUGACAUCUUCACCGGCAAGAAGUACGAGGAUCUGUCUCCCUCCACCCACAACAUGGACGUCCCCAACGUCUACCGCAAGGAAUACCAGCUCCUCGACGUCACUGACGACGGCUUCCUUUCCCUGAUGGAUGAGGAUGGAAGCACCAAGGAUGAUGUCAAGCUCCCCGAGGGUGAGAUUGGUGACAAGAUCGAGCGCAUGUUCAGAGAGGAGGAGAAGGACUGCAACGUCACUGUCCUCACCUCCAUGGGUGAGCAGUGCUGCAUGGAUGUCAAGGAGGCUCCCCAGGGCAAAUAAACGCCUUAAUCGUGUUCACGGAUCUUGUGACUGCCCUGUCAGCUUUUCUGUGCUCCAAAAUGGCCUUGCUGUCUUCGCCCAUGUGUCAGGUCGGAUAAGACACAUGGUCACGUUACGACAU